GCCGAGCGACUGGUCCACCCUCGCCUCAGUGGCAGAGAGGACGAAGCUCCCAGCAUCAAGGGCGUUCUCCGGGCAUGAGGCUGGAGGGGCGACGGUGGUGGUCAGAUUUUAAAGUGGCACGUCUUUCACCAGAAAGGCUCCUCGAUGCAGUGGAAUGUUUCGGUGCAUCCAGUUAAGGCCAACCCAUGAAGACAAGGAGUCGACUCACCUGCUGCCCACCAAAGUCUGUUUCCCCCGCUGCUGAGCGCUUGCGAUACAUCCUUGGUGAAGAUGAUGAUGGCCCCACACCCACGCUCUUCACGGAGAUGGACACCUUGCAACAUGACGGGGACGAGCUGGAAUGGAAGGAGUCAGCCAGAUGGGUGAAGUUUGAAGAGAAGGUGGAGGAGGGUGGCGAGCGUUGGAGUAAACCCCACGUCUCCACGUUGUCCCUGCACAGCCUGUUUGAGCUGCGGACAUGCCUGCAGACGGACACCGUGAUGCUGGACUUGGAUGGAUAUUCAUUGCCACAGAUCAUAGAUGAUAUAAUCGACAAGCAGAUUGAAGAUGGACUCAUUCAGCCUGAUGUACGGGAACAGAUCUCCUUCAUCCUACUGAGAAAGCACCGACACCAGACAAAGAAACCUAUCCAUCGCUCCCUGGUGGACAUUGGGAAGUCAUCCACAACAUCAUCAGGACAUGCUCAAAGCAGAAGCAUGAAUGACAUUGCCGACAGUCCCAGCACUGACCAGCUCAAGAACAAGUUCAAGAAGAAGAUACCUCGUGACUCGGAAGCCUCAAACAUCCUGGUGGGAGAAGUGGACUUCCUGGAGAAACCCUUUGUCGCUUUUGUCCGUCUCCUGCAACCGACCAUGUUGGGUGGGCUGACAGAGGUGGCCGUACCAACAAGGUUUAUUUUUAUUCUGCUGGGCCCCCAAGGAAAAGGCAAAUCUUACAGCGAGAUUGGAAGAGCUAUGGCCACUCUUAUGGUGGAUGAUCUCUUCAGUGACGUGGCUUACAAGGCGAGAGACAGAGAUGACCUGAUCGCGGGCAUCGACGAGUUCCUCGAUGAGGUCAUCGUCCUUCCUCCUGGCGAAUGGGAUCCCAAAAUCCGGAUCGAACCUCCCAAGAAAGUGACAUCAGCCGAGAAGAGGAAGUCCGUCUACUCUCUCAACGAGGCGGGCCAGAUGAACGGAUCAGCGGGAUGUGGCGGGGCAAGCGAUGACGAGGAGAUGCCUGUACCACAUGAGCUCGGGGAAGAGUUGAUCUGGACGGGAAGGUUCUGUGGAGGUCUGAUGCUGGACAUCAAGAGGAAGCUACCCUGGCUGUCCAGCGACUUCUACGAAGGCUUCCACAUCCAGUCCAUCUCCACCAUCCUCUUCAUCUACCUGGGCUGCAUCACCAACGCCAUCACCUUUGGCGGGUUGCUGGGCGAUGCCACGGACAACUACCAGGGCGUGAUUGAGAGUUUCCUGGGCACUGCGUUUACCGGUGCGGUCUUCUGUCUUUUCGCUGGGCAGCCGCUCACCAUCCUGAGCAGCACUGGCCCCAUCCUCAUCUUCGAAAAGCUGCUGUUUGACUUCAGCAAGGGUAAUGGCAUAGAUUACCUGGAAUUUCGACUCUGGAUUGGUCUCCACUCCGCCUUCCAAUGCCUCCUUCUGGUGGCCACAGACGCCAGCUACAUUAUUAAGUACAUCACGCGUUUCACGGAAGAGGGCUUCUCCAUGCUCAUCAGCCUCAUCUUCAUAUACGACGCCAUCAAGAAGAUGAUCGGAGCCUUCAAGUACUACCCCGUCAACUCCUUCUACAAGCCCGACUAUGUGACCAUGUACAAGUGUGAGUGUGUAGCUCCAGACACAGCGAACACAACCUUCUUCAACGCUUCAGAUUCGCUGGCAUUUAACAACACUAAUAUUUAUUUGUACAAUGUUGGCAACAACACAGCCCUCGACUGGAGCCAGCUCAGCAAGAAGGAGUGCCUGAAGUACGGUGGCAGCUUGGUUGGCAAGUCCUGCAAAUAUGUCCCAGACCUGGCCCUCAUGUCCUUCAUCCUCUUCUUCGGCACCUACUCUCUGACCACGACCCUCAAAAAGUUCAAGUCCAGCCGUUAUUUCCCAACCAAGAUCCGGGGCCUGAUCACUGACUUUUCCACGGUUAUCUCCAUCCUUGUGUUCUGUGGGAUCGAUGCUGCAGUCGGACUGGAUACCCCCAAGCUGCAUGUCCCCAACAGAAUCAAGCUCCGCAAACUCAUCAGUGACUUUUCUAUCUUCGCGACUAUUCUGAUAUUUGUUGGGAUUGAUAUGCUUUUUGGACUCAACACACCAAAGCUCCAAGUGCCGACGGAACUGAAGCCAACACGUGCAGACAGAGGGUGGUUUGUUGUUCCCUUUGGGAAAAACCCAUGGUGGAUCUACCUGGCCAGUGCCCUGCCAGCUCUCCUCGUCACCAUCCUCAUCUUCAUGGACCAACAGAUCACUGGAGUGAUUAUAAACAGGAAGGAGAACAAGCUGAGGAAAGGCGCUGGUUACCACCUGGACCUGUUCUGGGUUGGUCUGCUGAUGGGCGCCUGCUCCUUCAUGGGGCUGCCCUGGUACGUGGCAGCCACUGUGAUUUCCAUCGCCCACAUUGAUGGCCUGAAAAUGGAAACUGAAACCAGCGCGCCAGGAGAACAGCCGCAGUUUCUCGGGGUGAGGGAACAAAGAUUUACCGGUUUUGUUGUCUUCAUUCUCACGGGAGUUUCCGUCUUCCUCGCUCCAGUUCUGAAGUACAUUCCAAUGGCCGUACUUUACGGAGUCUUUCUUUACAUGGGCGUGGCCUCAUUAAAUGGUAUUCAGUUUUGGGAUCGAUGCAAACUCUUCCUCAUGCCUUCGAAGCACCAGCCUGACUACAUCUACCUACGCCACGUGCCCCUUCGACGGGUCCACCUAUUCACCUUGGUACAAGUCAUCUGCCUAUCUGUCCUCUGGAUCUUAAAGUCCACUGUGGCUGCCAUCAUUUUCCCCAUUAUGAUCCUUGCGCUCAUCCUCGUGCGGAAGAUGCUGGAUCUAGUCUUCACCCAGCACGACCUGGCCUGGUUGGACGACAUCCUCCCGGAGAAAGACAAGAAGAAAGAGGAAGACAAGAAGAAGAAAAAGGUGAAGAGCAAAGACCAGGACAGGAACAGCGUUGAUGAGGAGAAAGGUCCUCCAAUUGGAGCUGUACAUGCUGAGAUAUCACCGAGCAACUCUGACUCACUUGAUCGCAGUAUAACUCUACACCUCAAGAUUUCCUGCCCACCCUCGCCUGCUUUCAGCCACGCCCGGAACACCAUCUGCUCAGUUCCGCAGUUCAAGAUCGAGAUGGAGUCCGAUUACAACGACGCAAACACAGAGAGGGGCCGGAGAGACCUGAGCGGCGAGACCACCUUGUAGCCUGCUCGGCAACCCCCCUCCCCUCCCCUUCAGCAUUGCGACAGGUCCCACCAACGAGACUUUGGUAGCUCCCGGACCUUGCGGAGUGCUGACGAGCCAAGUGUUUGUGUGUGUCCAUCCCACCCGAGAACUGCACUCUCUCCGCAUCUGAGUAUGUCUUGCAAGCGAAGACGUCUAUGCAUUCUGUGCCCUGCUUUAACUGUGCUGUGUAAAAAAUGUUUUAACGGACAAAGACUUUAUUAUUAAAAGGCUAGGAAACAACAGGUAGUGCCACUCAGACGAGAUGGCAAGAGAUCCCAGGCAUUAGGAAGUUGCUUUGAGCAAUUGUAAGUUCUCUUUUGACAUUUAACUUGGAUGUUUUGAAGAGGUUGACCCUGAUGUACAUGCAUCGUUUGCCCUGGUUUUUUGCCUAGCUUUCCUUUACAAGACCCGUACCAUUAAAAGUGGGUCUUGCCUGCUCUAUGCAUGUCUGCAGGGUUGUUUUGAUGGUGAGAGCAUUCUGCUUUCCCAACAAAAAAAAUAUUUUUAAUCAUAUUGCACUUUGCGCAAAGUAGGCAGAACUUAAAUGGUCUGUCAAGUAGCUAUUAACCAUCCAGUAGAUUAUAAUGUGGCUGCUUAAAGAUUCCUAGAUGUAUCAUUUGAUUCAUGUUAUUCCUAUUUAAGCACCACAAAUGUGGAAAUACUUGAUGAAAAUUCUUUACAGAUUAAGAAUGCUCUACAAAAAUCAACCAUGUUUUUUCUUUACUCCUUUUUUUUAAUUUAUUUUGUAAUUGUUCUGUAUGAAAUUACAAUUACCUGUAGAAAGUACCAGGCAAAUUAACACAGGGACCUUCCCCAAUUUAACUUCGUGCUUGGUGAGGAAUUGCAUGGCAAUGGUCCCAUGGGUAGACCUGGAAGCACCAAGAGUUGCAGAUGCUGGAAUCUUGAGCAGAACACAAACAGCCGGAGGAACUGAGGGGCAGGUCAGGCAGCAACCGGGGGAGAGAAUGGACAGCCAAUGUUUUGUUGUCGUGACCUUCCUUCAGACUGAUGGAGCAGGAUUGACCCAAAACAUCAGCUGUCGUUGUCCGUGACUUUUUUCACCCAGAGAGUUGUGAAUCUGUGGAAUUAGAAACAGAGAAAAUAGGUGCAGGAGUAGGCCAUCGGCCCUUCAAGCCUGCACCGCCAUUCAAUAUGAUCAUGGCUGAACAUCCAACUCAGUAUCCUGUACCUGCCUUCUCUCCAUACCCCCUGAUCCCAUUAACCACAAGGGCCACAUCUAACUCCCUGUUAAAUAUACCCAAUGAACUGACCUCAACGAGCUUCUCUGGCAGAGAAUUCCACAGAUUCACCACUCUCUGUGUGAAAAAUGUUUUUCUCAUCUCGGUCCUAAAAGAUUUCCCCCUUAUCCUUAAACUGUGACCCCUUGUUCUGGACUUCCCCAACAUCGGGAACAAUCUUCCUGCAUCUAGCCUGUCCAACCCCUUAAGAAUUUUGUAAGUUUCUAUAAGAUCCCCCCUCAAUCUUCUAAAUUCUAGC
Molecule: messenger RNA, 4907 nt
Organism: Leucoraja erinaceus (little skate)
Lineage: Eukaryota; Metazoa; Chordata; Chondrichthyes; Rajiformes; Rajidae
Product: electrogenic sodium bicarbonate cotransporter 4-like
Exons: 24
Coding region: 186-3389 (1067 amino acids)
Biological process (GO): monoatomic anion transport; regulation of intracellular pH; transmembrane transport
Cellular component (GO): plasma membrane
Molecular function (GO): sodium:bicarbonate symporter activity; solute:inorganic anion antiporter activity; monoatomic anion transmembrane transporter activity
Source: RefSeq, a predicted model, not a curated record